UGCAGGUUUUGCUGACAUUAAGUUUAUGUUCUCUCUCUGUUUCUUCUCUUCAUAGCAGCUACACCUGGGCUCAUUUCUGUUUAGCUGUGACCCCUUCCUGGAGGGAAGCUGAGCUACUGCUGCCAACAACAUCAGGUUCCCCUUCAGUGGAUCACACACCUGGAUCCUCUCCGCCCACAUGCAGAACAAAGACUGAACUAAACACAGGAACAACAGAGACUGGUGAAACCCCUGAAUCCCAGUAGGCCCAGUAUGAACCCAUCUUCAUGAUGAGCUGCUAGGAAGGAGGCGUUGUCUCUGAAAGCAGCCAAAGACCUGAACUGUGACGUUCAGGAAGUAGCAGAUAAAAAAGCUUAAAGUAGGAAGUGUUCAGAGUUUGGAGCCACAUCCUGAUCACAUCAAGAGACGAAGCUUCACUCCACAUCCAGAGGAAACAUGGACCAAACAGCUCUGAUGCUGCUUCUGUGUCUCUGCAGCUCAGCGCUGUCUGAUGAACUCAGACUGGUAGCAGGAAGGAGUCGCUGUGUUGGCAGACUGGAGAAGAAGGAUCUGGGAGACUGGGAACCAGUGAUUGAUUGGAACUGGGACUUAACAUCAGCAGCUGGAGCUUGCAGACAGCUCCACUGUGGAUCUGUGGUGUCAUUACAAAGAGAUGAGAACUACAAUGUAGAGAUCGUCUGUUCAGACUCAGUCAGGCUGGUUCAAGGGACCAACCGGUGCUCAGGCAGACUGGAGGUGAGGACCAACCAGUCGUGGUCCUCAGUGUGUGAAAAAGACUUUGACCUGCAGGAUGCAGAGGUGGUCUGCAGGGAGAUUAGCUGUGGGCCUCCUUCAGUCCACCAGGGGGCGCUCUAUGGAGAAGUAGAGGCAACAGUGGGGAGCAGAGAGUUCCUGUGUGAAGGCAGUGAGUCUGCUCUGCUGAACUGCAGCAGCAGGAAGAGUUCAGGUAGAAACAGCUGCUCACCUGGUCAAGCUGUUGGACUCACCUGUUCAGAUCAAGACAACUUCAGGUUGGUGGGAGAGGCCAGCCGAUGUGCCGGGAGACUGGAGAUGUUAUAUCAAGAAGAGUGGAGACCAGUGGAUGUUUAUUCUAGUUACUGGAACAUGAACUCAGUUGCUGCAGUUUGUGCUGAACUGGACUGUGGUUCUGCUGUUUCAGCAAGAGAUUCAAAGGAAGCUUCAAAGAGACCAGUUUGGGGGAUCUGGUCUGACUGUUUCCAGUCAGGAUCUGAAUUAAAGAACUGUUUACCUUAUGAUGAAAAUGGUGAUCGGAGCCAUGAGAUCAUCUGCUCAGACUCAGUCAGGCUGGUUCAAGGGACCAACCGGUGCUCAGGCAGACUGGAGGUGAAGACCGACCAGUCGUGGUCCUCAGUGUGUGAAAAAGACUUUGACCUGCAGGAUGCAGAAGUGGUCUGCAGGGAGAUUGGCUGUGGGCCUCCUUCAGUCCACCAGGGGGCGCUCUAUGGAGAAGCAGAGGCUCCAGUGGGGAGCAGAGAGUUCCUGUGUGAAGGCAGUGAGUCUGCUCUGCUGAACUGCAGCAGCAGGAAGAGUUCAGGUAGAAACAGCUGCUCACCUGGUCAAGCUGUUGGACUCACCUGUUCAGAUCAAGACAACUUCAGGUUGGUGGGAGAGGCCAGCCGAUGUGCCGGGAGACUGGAGAUGUUACAUCAAGAAGAGUGGAGACCAGUGGAUGUUUCGUCUCGUUACUGGGACAAGAACUCAGCUGCUGCAGUUUGUGCUGAACUGGACUGUGGUUCUGCUGUUUCAGCAAGAAAUUCAAAGGAAGCUUCAAAGAGACCAGUUUGGGGGAUCAGUUCUGACUGUUUCCAGUCAGGAUCUGCAUUAAAGAAAUGUUUACCUUAUGGUAGACACAGGGAUCAGAGCCAUGAGUUCAUCUGCUCAGACUCAGUCAGGCUGGUUCAAGGGACCAACCGGUGCUCAGGCAGACUGGAGGUGAAGACCAACCAGUCGUGGUCCUCAGUGUGUGAAAAAGACUUUGACCUGCAGGAUGCAGAGGUGGUCUGCAGGGAGAUUGGCUGUGGGCCUCCUUCAGUCCACCAGGGGGCGCUCUAUGGAGAAGCAGAGGCUCCAGUGGGGAGCAGAGAGUUCCUGUGUGAAGGCAGUGAGUCUGCUCUGCUGAACUGCAGCAGCAGGAAGAGUUCAGGUAGAAACAGCUGCUCACCUGGUCAAGCUGUUGGACUCACCUGUUCAGACAACUUCAGGUUGGUGGGAGAGGCCAGCCGAUGUGCCGGGAGACUGGAGAUGAUACAUCAAGAAGAGUGGAGACCAGUGGCUGUUUGGCUUCAUUACUGGAACAUGAACUCAGUUGCUGUAGUUUGUGCUAAACUGGACUGUGGUUCUGCUGUUUCAGCAAGAAAUUCAGAGGAAGCUUCAGAGAGACCAGUUUGGUGGAUCAGUUCUGACUGUUUCCAGUCAGGAUCUGCAUUAAAGAACUGUUUACCUUAUGAUGAAAACAGUUAUCAGAGCCAUGAGAUCAUCUGCUCAGACUCAGUCAGGCUGGUUCAAGGGACCAACCGGUGCUCAGGCAGACUGGAGGUGAAGACCAACCAGUCGUGGUCCUCAGUGUGUGAAAAAGACUUUGACCUGCAGGAUGCAGAGGUGGUCUGCAGGGAGAUUAGCUGUGGGCCUCCUUCAGUCCACCAGGGGGCGCUCUAUGGAGAAGCAGAGGCUCCAGUGGGGAGCAGAGAGUUCCUGUGUGAAGGCAGUGAGUCUGCUCUGCUGAACUGCAGCAGCAGGAAGAGUUCAGGUAGAAACAGCUGCUCACCUGGUCAAGCUGUUGGACUCACCUGUUCAGACAACAUCAGGUUGGUGGGAGAGGCCAGCCGAUGUGCCGGGAGACUGGAGAUGUUACAUCAAGAAGAGUGGAGACCAGUGAAUGUUUGGGAUCAAUACUGGGACAUGAACUCAGCUGCUGCAGUUUGUGCUGAACUGGACUGUGGUUCUGCUGUUUCAGCAAGAACUUCAGUGGAAGCUUCAGAGAGACCAGUUUGGGGGAUCUGGUCUGACUGUUUCCAGUCAGGAUCUGCAUUAAAGAACUGUUUACCUUAUGAUGAAAUCUUUCAUCAGAGCCAUGAGCUCAUCUGCUCAGGUCUGCUGGUUGAGCCGCUCAUCUUCCUCUCUUCCUCCACUGACGGGGUCUCCACAGGCAGAAAGCAGGGGUCUGAGCUCCUCAUUGGCUCACAUUUCAGCAUCAUGUGCUCCAUCAGACCUCAGUAUGAAGGCGGCUCCUUCCAGCUCAUCUUCAGCACCUCUAACUACACUCAGAACCAGACCCUGCCAGCUGUUAAUCACUCCGCCCUCUUCCUGUCCUCUGCUGCUGGCCACGCCCACCAUGGAACCUACCGCUGCGUUUACCACGUCUACGUUUUCUCCUAUAACUUCUCCUCUAUCAGCCAGCCUCUCAACCUCACUGUCUCAGGAAAAGUCAUGGAGUCCAUCAGGAAACGUUCUGCUUCAGUUUCAGCCUCUCCCACUGCUUUGAUCAUCAGACUGGUUGUCGUCCUGCUGGGUAUGCUGGGAUCAGUCCUGCUCCUCUACUUUAAGGCCAGGAGAAACCAGAAGUCUGGACCAGAAAACAACCAUCAUGAUGAAGGAUCCAGAGCUGAAGGCAGCUUAGAGGAGGAGACUGCAGUCUGAAGGAACCAGGAGAAAAUGAUCUUCAUUUCACAUCCGCAGGAAGGAGCAGAGACAUGUUUCAGACUCCUGGAAAUCUAUCCGUCUAUGUAUCUAUGAUAAAAUGUCUCUGUGCUCCUGCAGCAGGAAGGAAGUUCAACAUUCAGAAAUUUGUAUCUGGACUAAACCUACUUAAGUUAAACUUAUACA
Molecule: messenger RNA, 3843 nt
Organism: Xiphophorus hellerii (green swordtail)
Lineage: Eukaryota; Metazoa; Chordata; Actinopteri; Cyprinodontiformes; Poeciliidae
Product: scavenger receptor cysteine-rich type 1 protein M160-like
Exons: 13
Coding region: 436-3657 (1073 amino acids)
Biological process (GO): zymogen activation
Cellular component (GO): plasma membrane
Molecular function (GO): serine-type endopeptidase activity
Source: RefSeq, a predicted model, not a curated record